Messenger RNA from Culicoides brevitarsis, 943 nucleotides. It is a transcript of the gene ATPsynB, whose product is annotated as ATP synthase subunit b, mitochondrial. The record is from RefSeq and is a predicted model, not a curated record. The coding region runs from base 109 to 828 and encodes 239 amino acids. Gene Ontology annotation, biological process: proton motive force-driven ATP synthesis. The transcript is spliced from 3 exons. Lineage: Eukaryota; Metazoa; Arthropoda; Insecta; Diptera; Ceratopogonidae. Gene Ontology annotation, molecular function: proton-transporting ATP synthase activity, rotational mechanism.
UCUCAAAGUCCCAGUGAGCAAGCCGUAGUUCCCAUUUACGCCGCAUUCGAACAGCGCCAUCAUCUACAAAUUGUUCGACAGAAGUAUUUUACUCAAAUUCAUCUGAAAAUGCUAUCUAAAGCCAGAUUAUUGGCCGUUCAACGCAGUCCCGCUACCGCCAUGGUAGUUGCUCGCGGCACAUCUUCCGAGGUCAAGUUUGAGCGCCCCGUUCGACGAGAGCACCCAGAAAAGGUCCGAAUGGGAUUCAUUCCUGAUUCAUGGUUCAAGGCUUUGUACCCCAAAACUGGUGUCACGGGUCCCUACAUGUUCGGCACAGGUCUCGUCACCUAUUUGUGCUCCAAGGAAAUCUACGUCAUGGAACACGAAUUCUACAACGGGCUCGCCCUCGGUCUCAUGGUUAUUUUUGCCGUCAAGCAAUUCGGACCUGCUGUCGCUAAAUGGGCCGACAAGGAGAUUGACGCCAUCGAAGCCGGCUACAACGAGGGUCGCAACAAACAAGUCGAAUUCCACACGCAGGAAAUCGAGGAGGAGAAGACCGCGCAAUGGCGCACCGAAGGCCAAAAAAUGCUCAUCGAGGCAAAACGCGAAAAUAUCGCCUUGCAAUUGGAAGCUGCCUACCGCGAACGUCUCGCCAUGGUCUAUUCGGAGGUUAAGCGUCGUCUUGACUACCAAGUGGAACGCCAGAAUGCCGAGCGUCGCAUUGCCCAACGUCACCAAGUCAACUGGAUCGUGGACAAUGUCUUGAAAUCCAUCACGCCAGACCAGGAAAAGGCAACCAUCAAUCAGUGCAUCGCCGAUUUGGGUGCCUUGGCAUCGCGUGCAAAGUAAAAAAAAAACAAUUUCCAUCACUGUGUUUUGAUGUCUGUUGAAGAAAAGUCGCAAAGUACGAACGAUUGUAGAUAACUAAAAAAAAACUCCCAAUAAAAAAGGCGAAAAUCUGAAA